CCGGGAUAUCGUCAAGGUGCAGGGCAAGUUUGCGCUGGAAGCUUGGGGAAAGGCAUUUGACGUUGCGUGGGAGUCUGGCCGUCUCGGUGAGCUGGUAGUGCUGACGCCGUGAGUGAGAUCAUUCAGCUCGGCCGAGUCAUGCGAGAGCUUCUGCUUGGAAGAGGUAGAAGGUGUUUCCACAUUCAGCCAUGCCGAGUACUGUAGCCGUCCAUCUAUACGACCAAACUCUCCUGCGCGAUAGAAUGCACGCUCCACGUGCCGCCCCACUGCAACGUUACAUCUCACAUAUAGACGGCGGUAAAGUUAAAUGAACGCCAUGGGAUCGGGGAUAAAAGGUGCUGUUGCCUGCCGAUAGUGCUGACAAUGACCUUGAUAUAAACCAGAGCAGAGUCCAUUGAUUUGAUUGCAUCAAUCUCCUCGCGACAAAAUGGCCCGAAAUCUACUGAUCUCGUCCCUCGCCCUCUGCAGCCUUGUGCAUGGCGCCUCGUUCAACAUCCCCGCGCGGCAUGAGUCUGGCCGCCAUCCAGUCGGCAAGAGGUCGACUGCCACCGAUCCCGCUGGUUUAGACAGUGCGUUAUAUUGGUACAGCAGCUUUUCCGUCGGUGAUUCCGGACCGCUUUCCCUCCUGGUGGACACUGGCUCGAGCGACAUUUUGAUCGACCCUGGGUAUUACAAACCAUCGACCAACGUCAAGCCAUACAUCACCAAGAAGUAUGCGAUUGAAUACGAGGGCGUCACCAAAGCGGGUGAAGGCUUCGAGUUGAUCAAUGGCACCGCUUUAUUGGAUAAUGUGACGGUGGGCGGCUUGACGGUCAAGCAUCAGGCUCUUGCGAACAUUACCGCAUACAAAUUCUUCGACCUUGACGGAGCACAGGCACCUCAUCGGGCACUCGCAAGAGAUGGAAUUAUCGGAUUUGGCAGUCAGAACGGCAGCACUUUUACGCCUCAGGCUGAGUCGUGGUUCUACAAUCUGUGCGCGCAAAAGUCUGUCGAUGAAUGUCGAUUUGGUCUGGCCUUUGGGACGAAUCGCACCGGACAGGUCGUGCUGGGAAAGUUUGACAGCGCGCUGACCGAGGGCACUGUUGUUCCGGUGAAGCAAGUCCCGUCCGAUGGAAUUCAGUACCUCACGACGGGGGAUGUGACUCUGGACAACAAGAUUGUCUCCAAGAAUCAGACCUUUGUCAUGGACGUCGGCACCAACAAUAUUCAAGGCCCCAUUGGACCUAGCCAACAUAUAUUCGAUCUACUCGGAUAUGCCACCCAGUUGUCGACCUCCAACCAAACGGGAACAGUAAACAAAGUUGUGAAUGCGUCAUUUCCAUGCGCAAAGCCUCCAGUACUUGGCUUCAGCUUCCCCGCCGAAUCUCAGCUGAAAAAGGGCGAAAAGGCCACCAUCUUUAAUGUUUCGCCGACAGUGUGGGACACUGAGCCGGUGGGCCAUGGCAACUGCACUUCCGUUCUCGUCGGGACCAACUUUCUUACCAACGAAUCGGCGCCGAUCCCCACGAUGUGGCUGCUGGGGGCGGCCUUUUUCGCCGGACAUUACAUUGAUUUUGACAUUGCUAGUUCGACGGUGUCGUAUGCUAAUUUGAAGAACCCUGCCACGGGGAUGUAGGGAGAUGAGAUUUGAACGAGGGGUUGUUGUAGAGUGAUAGACACGUAGAGCUUCCUCAGUGACGGCUUUGACCACGCCUCAAAGCUUCCAACUCGGCUUCGAGGGCACCGCCGCUUUGGUAUGCUCGC
Neohortaea acidophila is the source of this 1743-nucleotide messenger RNA. Its product is annotated as aspartic peptidase domain-containing protein. Lineage: Eukaryota; Fungi; Ascomycota; Dothideomycetes; Mycosphaerellales; Teratosphaeriaceae. The record is from RefSeq and is a predicted model, not a curated record. Gene Ontology annotation, molecular function: aspartic-type endopeptidase activity. The transcript has 4 exons. Bases 428 to 1615 code for a protein of 395 amino acids. Gene Ontology annotation, biological process: proteolysis.